UCUCCCUGACGCCGGAAGUCACGCGGGGCGCGGUGUGACAAUGCUGGGAGCGAGCCCGAGCUGACCGUCAGGAUGGAGGCCGUGCUCAAUGACCUGGUGGCCGUGGAGGAUUUAAUGAGGUUUGAGAAGAAGUAUCUGGCUGAACUCUCCUCUGGCUCCUUGACAAAGGGCACUCAGUUUGAAUAUGCCUGGUGUCUGAUACGCAGCAAGUACAACGAUGAUAUCCGCAAAGGCGUUGUGCUGCUUGAAGAUCUUUUACCAAAGGGAAGUACAGACGAGCAGCGGGAUUAUCUAUUUUACCUUUCUACGGCACAUUACAGGUUAAAAGAGUAUGAAGAAGCUCUGAAAUACGUCCGAACUCUUCUUAAGAAAGAACCAAAGAACUCGCAGGCCAGGGAAUUGGAGAAAAUAAUUGAAAAAACCAUGCAGAAAGAUGGACUCGUUGGUAUGGCUAUUGUCGGCGGGAUGGCUCUUGGAGUUGCCGGACUAGCUGGCCUCAUCGGUUUGGCUAUUUCCAAAUCCAAAUAAAUGUAUUUGACUUCCCCCCACCCCCCAAUGUUUUGCCUUAUUUUGCACAGAUUAACCCUGUAACCCAAACUAACAUUUUCCUAAUUUAAAGAGAAAUAAAAAUAUUAUGCUUCUGUUA
This is a messenger RNA of Pelobates fuscus (common spadefoot toad), 646 nucleotides long. RefSeq names its product fission, mitochondrial 1 (gene FIS1). The record is from RefSeq and is a predicted model, not a curated record. NCBI's taxonomy places the organism in Eukaryota, Metazoa, Chordata, Amphibia, Anura, Pelobatidae. Bases 73 to 528 code for a protein of 151 amino acids. The transcript is spliced from 5 exons. Gene Ontology annotation, molecular function: protein binding. Gene Ontology annotation, cellular component: peroxisomal membrane; mitochondrial outer membrane. Gene Ontology annotation, biological process: autophagy of mitochondrion; mitochondrial fission; mitochondrial fragmentation involved in apoptotic process.